Rodentolepis nana is the source of this 711-nucleotide messenger RNA. The record is from the annotation of a GenBank genome assembly. Lineage: Eukaryota; Metazoa; Platyhelminthes; Cestoda; Cyclophyllidea; Hymenolepididae.
AUGUUAUCAUCUUUCCUAAAUCCGAAUGUCAAUGCUAGAAAUGAAGGAGAACAGGACGUCGGCGCUAAUGGUAUGAAUGACACAGAUAGAUCAGCUGAGUUUGAAAAGCAUUCCGACACCACAGCAACCCCGAUUGUGAACCCUCGUGAUCUCAUUUGCAAUAAAGCCUUCAUCAUCUUGUGGUUGAUUCAGCUCUUUGAAACCUUCCCAACUACAACUUUGCUCUCCGUAUACAAGGAAAUUGGAACAACUACGGUGCAGGGUUCAGUUUUCAUUAAUUUAACCAGCGAAUCUUCUACUGCGUUUCUUCUUGCCGAUUCCACUCUUGAGCGUAAUGCUGAUAUGGAUCAUUUGCCUCGUUUCGACAUCUCAAUGCUUGCAAUCUCCACAGGUCAAGUUCUUCUAUGCGUCACUAUGCUUCUAUACAUUGCAACCGCAAGAGCAUUCGGCGUCAAGUACUUGAGUAUCAACUUCCCUUGUGUUUACACGGCAUCGAUUUUCGGACGAAUUGCGAGCAGCUACUAUACUGCAUACCACCCUUUUGACAAUAGACCCGAUUUCGUUCUCUACAUUUGCGCAUCUUUGAACACAGCUGCUUUAAUUAUCGGAAUAUUCCUACCGGACAAAGGAAAUAAAUGCUGUCAAUCGAAGGCGCGGGAAUUGGAGGAAACCAGUGAGAUCGAAUUAUCCAAGACUUUCACUGACGAAUGA